CGUAAAACGAGGUGUCGUUAUGAGUAGGAAAUCAGACGUUCCAUCAGUUCACAAGACAACGUUCUCCGGUUCAGAACUCCGUAUCACUAAAAAACACCAUACUCAAAAUGGCAAAAAUUGCAGUCAUCUUUCUUCUGUUCGCCCUGUUAGCAGUGGCCAUGUCUGCACGCAUUGCUCGUGAAGAACCUACUACCUCGCCGGUCCUAAGAGCUAUAGAUAAGGUCAAAGAAGAUCUGAACUCGAUUACAUCGGAUUUUAACAAAAUCACUUCGGAACAAUUUAGGGUAAUCCGUGCAGAUAUUACGUUACAUUAUACCCGUGGAUUUAGGAAAGACGUAUAAUGACGCUGUCGAUGGUCUGCUGAAUCGGACAAUGAAUCUUCUUAAGAGCCAAAGCCGAUUACAGCAGGUGACCCUGCCGCCGGUCCAUAAAGAAGUUGAUGCCUUGCCUUCAAAUUAAUUCUCCACAAAUCGAAAUCAUCCAGAAAUUGACCAUUCGGCUUCAAAUUUAAGUCUGAAUACAUUAAACCGCUUUUGAAAAAUCAGAAAUAAAGUAAUAGAAGUAAAGUUCA
Molecule: messenger RNA, 571 nt
Organism: Drosophila elegans
Lineage: Eukaryota; Metazoa; Arthropoda; Insecta; Diptera; Drosophilidae
Product: neuropeptide-like 2
Exons: 3
Coding region: 108-341 (77 amino acids)
Source: RefSeq, a predicted model, not a curated record